Mucor velutinosus is the source of this 2451-nucleotide messenger RNA. RefSeq lists its product as uncharacterized. NCBI's taxonomy places the organism in Eukaryota, Fungi, Mucoromycota, Mucoromycetes, Mucorales, Mucoraceae. Bases 1 to 2451 code for a protein of 816 amino acids. Gene Ontology annotation, cellular component: EARP complex; membrane; GARP complex. The record is from RefSeq and is a predicted model, not a curated record. The transcript is spliced from 8 exons. Gene Ontology annotation, biological process: lysosomal transport; Golgi vesicle transport; endocytic recycling.
AUGACGGACAACAACGCGCCUAUAUCUACUGCAACACGAAGAGCAACGAAACCUCGUGAGAGAAAUAGCUUACUGAAAAAAUACUAUGGUCUCAAAGAUACAGCACCUACAACAACAGCAGCUCAGCCCGAGGAAAAUGCAAGACCGUUUGACUUGGAUGGAAAUACCUUCAAUUCAAGCAAGUAUUUCGGCUCAUUACUUAAAGAAAAGACAUUGCAAGGAUUGAUCGAAAAGGACAAUCAGUUAGUUGGAGAAAUAAGAGAGAUUGAUGGAGACAUGAAAACAUUGGUAUAUGAAAACUACAGUAAAUUCAUCAGUGCCACAGAUACCAUUCGCAAAAUGAAGUCAAACGUAGAGAGCAUGGAAUCCGAAAUGAGCAGACUAAACGAAAAUAUCUCAAAUAUAUCCAAGCAGAGCAAAACUAUCAACAAAGAACUAGGACCCAGCCGUCAAAAGAUCCAGCAAUUAUCCAACGUCCACAACUCACUCAAACGACUGCAAUUCAUCUUUGAAUUACCCAACAGAUUACAGCACUGCUUGGUGAAAGGAAAAUAUGGGCAAGCUGUCAAAUAUUACUCGAAAGCGUCCAAAGUGCUAAAUCACUACCAACAUAUGGCGGCCUUCAAGGGCAUCGAAAGAGACUGCAACAGCAUCAUGGAUAAGGUGAAGGCUGAGAUUUGGACUGGUCUGACAGAUCCCAAUGUCACUUUGCAAAAGAUUGCAGAAGAAACUCGUUUAUUAGUGUUGUUGGGCGAGGAUGCGCAUAGAUUGUGGAAGCAGUACAUUGACAUACAGAUGAAUAUGCUGGAGAAAAAGCAGGCGGCAAACUCAAGUCCUUUGUCGAUUCAGGAUUUGGUGGCGGUAUACGUGAUGCCUUUGGAGGAUAUUGUGCAUCAUUUUGAGAGUCUAUUUCUGACUGAUUUGGACACUCAUAAUGACAAAGAUGGUUUGGAUGGCCAGCCUAUGGCAAAACUAAGCGCACAAGACAAAGAGCAGGCGAAGAUUGAUUUACUGGAGGCUAUCAACCCUCAUCUGGACAAGUUUUUUGAACUUGCCACUGAAUUUAUUGAACUGCCAUUGAAUAUAUCCCUAGCAACACCGUUGCAACAAGCAGAUCACCUUGCAGAGUUAAGGUUAUCGCUACUCAACCAAACACCAUCAUUAUCUUCAGUGGCUAAAAUGAACGAUCGUAUCAUUUCAUUAAGUUCCACAUGGGAAAAUGAUCUUAUUCAAGGUUCACUGGAUUCAGCAUUAGCCGGAUUAAGAGAUAGAAUCAACACAUUCAUCACAUCGCUACAAGAAACAUCGAACAACGACGAUUUUGAUACAAAUGGCAUGGCUGGAUUUAUUCAAGAUACUCAAACAUGGCUGGUAGAUCAUUUGAUUAAGCUAUGUUUAUUACCCCUCAAGGAAUGUCUUGAUAUCACUCAACAAGAGACAUUAGCUCGUAUUCAACAGGGCAUCAAGUAUGUGUGGCAAAAGCUAGCGAGUAGAUUCGAGAAUGUUCAUAAAACAUCCAAAUUGGAUACACAAUCACUGCAAAUCAUCAUGCUGGUGGGGUCGCGGCUUUGCUAUGAUUUGGCAGACAAUGGUAUAUUCCAAAUGUACUCGGCGUUUUCAUCCAAAUUCUGCAAAAAUCAACAAAAGCAAAAGGAAGCCAUCUAUAGAUCACCUGAUUUGGAUGCAAAUAUGGAUCCUCGAGUGAUUCCAGACAUGAAUGAAAUGAUUGAGUGCUAUCUAAAGACUGGGCAAACAUUGCUAAACAAACAAAUGAUGCAAGAGGGGUACCGUAUAUCGAGUAGAAUUCAAGAAGCCUACCUAUACAAGCCAGCAACCUCAGCUACCGUCGUAGAUCACGUAUCUGAGAUUUGGCACUAUUGCUUCAACAGGCUCAAGUACACAGAGCGCUUGGUAGAGGCCUUGUUUCCUCAAGAGCAGCCUGCUCUCUCAACUCGAGUCUCCUUGGAUGACAAUGCCACAGCGGCGGAUCCAGAGUAUGACUAUGCUAGCCCCUACUCUCGCCAUAUGGUGCCAUCAACACACAGUCUAGCUACUGUAUCGUCUAUUUCAGAGACACCAACAGGCACAACAAAAUUAGGAGGCAAUGACAUGGCACUCAGUAUAAUGAACAACAUUGACAAAUUGUUUGCUGAAAGGGUAGAUGUAUAUCGCAAAGUCGAUCCCUCGCCCAUAGGCGUCUGCACAGGACUGAUCCUAAUCAUGCUCAAAACAUUCUUGGAGAUUGUGCGUGAAGUUCUGAUGGAUACUGUCAACUACCAACAGAUUCAAGUGGAUGUAGAAUACGUCAAACGCAUCAUUUGGCCAUUUGUAGGCGAUGAAAAGUGGGCAACAACGAUGCUGCAAGAAGUCUUAUCAAGCAUCUACACUAGAUGUUCUUCACCUAUUUCCAUAAGUCAAGAUGAACUAGCAUUGAUAUUAGCUCCUCAAUAA